Syngnathus acus (greater pipefish) is the source of this 2627-nucleotide messenger RNA. It is a transcript of the gene pias2, whose product is annotated as protein inhibitor of activated STAT, 2. Bases 116 to 1648 code for a protein of 510 amino acids. The transcript has 14 exons. The record is from RefSeq and is a predicted model, not a curated record. NCBI's taxonomy places the organism in Eukaryota, Metazoa, Chordata, Actinopteri, Syngnathiformes, Syngnathidae. Gene Ontology annotation, molecular function: SUMO ligase activity; zinc ion binding; transcription coregulator activity. Gene Ontology annotation, biological process: regulation of transcription by RNA polymerase II; protein sumoylation.
AAAGAUAUCUAUGAAGGUGAUCAAGAAGAUGGCGUCCAACCGGGAGAAUCCGGAUUCAUUGCUGUAGCAGACGUCAACUGUUGACCGGUAAAGCAACCCUUCAACAGGAACCAACAUGAAUCUCCAGGACUCUGCACCUCAAAUACCACCUGUUCACCCUGAUGUGCAGAUGAAAUCUUUGCCCUUCUAUGAUGUGCUGGAUAUACUCAUCAAACCUUCCAGCUUAGGAGCAAGUACUUCACCAAGAUACCAUCAAGAGAAGUAUUUUAUCUUUGCCUUGACACCCCAGCAAGUUCGAGAAGUAUGCAUAUCCAGGGAUUUUCUUCCCGGUGGCAGAAGGGAUUAUAUGGUUCAAAUUCAGUUAAGGUUUUGUUUGUCUGAGACAAGUUGCCCACAAGAAGACAUUUUCCCAACCAGUCUCUGUAUAAAGGUCAAUGGAAAACCUUUUCCUUUACCAGGUUAUGCACCUCCCCCCAAAAAUGGUGUGGAACAAAGGAGACCAGGAAAACCUCUAAACAUUACAUCAUUGGUGCGACUAUCCUCUACAGUACCCAAUCAGAUAUCAGUGACAUGGGCACCUGAAAUUGGAAAGACCUUCUCCAUGUCUGUGUACCUAGUGAGGCAGCUAACAUCACCACUGCUCCUGCAGAGGCUGAGGAUGAAGGGCAUCAGAAACCCAGACCACUCCAGAGCACUAAUAAAAGAGAAGCUCACUGCAGAUCCAGACAGUGAAGUUGCUACAACAAGCCUUCGAGUCUCCCUCAUAUGCCCGUUGGGUAAGAUGCGACUUAAGAUCCCAUGCAGGGCGGUGACCUGCUCUCAUCUUCAGUGCUUCGAUGCUGCCCUCUACUUACAGAUGAAUGAAAAGAAACCUACAUGGAUCUGUCCUGUCUGUGACAAGAAGGCUACAUAUGGAAGUCUCAUCAUUGAUGGUUUAUUCUUGGAGAUCCUGAAUAACUGUUCUGACGUGGAUGAAAUCAAGUUCCAGGAGGAUGGUACCUGGUGUCCAAUGAGACCAAUGAAAGAGUCUGCUAAGCUCUUAUCUCUGAUUACAAAAACUGAGUCCUCAACUCCUUUGCGACAAUCUUUGGUGGCUCCACAUUCUGCUUACGCCUGCCCCACCAAGAAGGCAGAUGUCAUUGAUUUGACUCUGGAAAGCUCCUCCUCUGAUGAUGAAGACAAGAGCACAGAUCCUCCUCUUAAGAAACGCUGUGUUUACAUUUCUAAAAACGAGGACAUGCAUCCAAAGGGAGUAUUGACCUAUCAGCCUUCCAAUAUACACAUGUCAACUAUUCAGGCCUUGGACCCAUCAUAUUUGACCUCUACACUUGCUGAUUAUGGAAUACCCUUCCACCCAUCAACCUUGGCUACCAUCCCCACAGAACUGCAGAGCCUGGAUUUGUUUUUAAUUCAAGCAGAUCCUCAGCAUUACAGGCCUCAGAUGUUUCUGGAAAACCUGACAAGUACCAUGCAGAGUGUCACUUCUGCUAGCACAAGCUCUGCCCUGGUUUCCUCAUCCAGUAACCGCUAUGAAAGAAACUCCCACGCAGCUGGCUCCAUUCAUGAAACCUGGGACGUCGCGGGCGGAGGAAGCACUGCUGGAGGAGUAAUUGACAACAGUGUAUCUGACAUUAUUUCACUAGACUGAUAUUGUUGGACUUUUGAUUGAUUUCUUUUUUUCUAGGGUUGUUUUAUUAUUCCAAACAAAAUGUACUAAUAAACAGUUAAAGCCCUGAAAAUAUGUUUCUAUUCUAUUUAAACCUAUUUAAACCUUCUUAAAUAUAUUUUCUGUUGAAAGUGCAGAUGACAUUUAUUGUUCUCUUAAAAUAGUUAUUUCAGACAAGACGUAUUUCUGUAGCAGACAAAUAAAUUACUCGGAAAUCAAAUGGAAAAGAUGCACCUUUUCCAAAAUGUUGAACUUCCUCGUUAAUUUAUUUAGUUAUUCAUUUUAAUAGUGUAGGAAUGGUAAAUGCAAGGGUAGUGGUUUUCUACACCAUGUUGUGCUAAAAAAUGCAUUUUCUGCAGUAGCCUAGCUUUUUAAAAACAAAUAUUUCUGUGUAACAAAUAUUUCUAGAAAAUUUCUAGAAAAAGAAUAUUGCGUCCACACUUUCUCAUUUGUUUAAAAAAAAAACAAAAAAAAAACAAGAUCCACACCAAAACACAUAAGUGCGUUUUUUCAGCGCAUUUACAAAGCACGUCAAGAAGAUACACUCCCAUUUACGGAAUGGCAAGAAGUCAUCCCCACGGGUAAACCCUGCACACGUUUCGGCAUGAAGUAUCCAUUAAAGUGACACUGGAGGAAUACAAGAUAAUGUUAAAAAGGUUAAAAAACUAUAUAAGAAAAAAUCCAAUUGGAUGAGGAAAAAAAAAAGUGAGUUGUCCGAUAUAAAAUUAAUAAGAAUUAAGAAGUUCAAUGAAUAAAUGCACCUUAAGGCACACAUACUCAUAACCUUUAAUUUUCUCAAAUAACGAACGUGCGCUUUUUGUGUGGACCGAAUUUCAAAAUCUGGAAGCCACACAGACGUGACAUACCUAAUAAUAUCUAGAUCUGAUGAACCAAUCAGAGGACAUGAAUGUUUUACAUUGUUCCGGGCAGAAAACCAAUCAGAGGACUGUAUAUAUCAUGU